GUCUCUCAUCUCUUUGAUGAACUUGCUUCUGCUUCUGUGUUCUUCCUUGGAUGGGAUUGGGGCAUCAUGCUCACAGGCCCAUGGACAACGAACAUGCUGGCACCAAGUGCCUUGGAAGUGCCUUGGAAGUUCUUUGAGCCACAUCCAUGUGGCUUCACUUCACAGCUCACGACCCCUCGCUUCGCUGUACCGAUACGGUUUAGCGCAUGUCGCCGCUCCCUCUCUUGCCUUCAGUGACCCAAGCCAAGUUCAACCUCACCUCAGGUUUCUGUCACCCCUUUUCCACAUAUACUUGCUCCCUCAACGACAACACGUGCGCUGGCAUCGACAUCUCCUUGACGAUACGCAGGGCCCUAGGCUCAUCCUAACGUUCUAUUCCAACUCCGUCCCAACCCUCUCUGUCCCUCGGCGCCACGUGCGGCAUAUUAUUCGACCCUUAGCUGCUGUACCUCGGGUCCUCACUUGGAUACCUACUUUGCCCCUUGGUAGCUGCUCUGCUAGCUUCCCACUGCUGGCCUUAUCACCAUGUCGAACCUCUUUUCCGGAAUGUGAGUACCGGACAUCUUUUUCUUGUUUCCUCGUUUCGCAUCUCGAUGGUUCUGGCUCCCUCGGUUUGUCGAGCAUGAGUUGUGAGCUCUCUUCUCUCAAACCUAGGUUGCCAGGUGGCGUUGUUGGGCCUCAAGCGACGACGUGCCGCGCCCAGCUGUUAGUGCGCUGGCUCGAUGCAGAGUCGUAUUGAAGCUAUACCAUGUCGCACAAGAUUGGCUUGGCCCAGCCUCUCUAGUGAUAUGCCCAACUACACGGUCGGCCGCGAGUGUGUGUCCAAACUCGUCCGUGUUACCUCCUCGUUAUGAUCCAGAUUUUCUGCUCAUACUCACCUUUUCAUCCACGCCGUCUCACCAUGAGGCCGUCUCACCAUGAGCUUGGACAGGCCUAUGGCACAGUCUACGCCGAUGACUCGUCAUCUGCAUGGCGGGCAUCCUAGCCAAUAUUUCACCCAUAUUCUUCACCCAGCUGAGUUCUAUCACGCGAGCAAAGCACAGGCUCC
This is a messenger RNA of Verticillium dahliae VdLs.17, 1048 nucleotides long. RefSeq lists its product as uncharacterized. The record is from RefSeq and is a predicted model, not a curated record. The coding region runs from base 17 to 739 and encodes 240 amino acids. The transcript has a single exon. Lineage: Eukaryota; Fungi; Ascomycota; Sordariomycetes; Glomerellales; Plectosphaerellaceae.